AGUCUAGCUCAACUUGUUUUGUAGUCGGUUUAGAUUGGAGGAAAUUAUGCUUUUAUUCUGAAGGUUUGGAGACGGAAGUCGUAUUGUUUUUGCUGCUGGGGUCAAACUGAUGUGAGACUUGUUAAAGCGGAUUGUUUAUCAGCAAAAUGAUCCUCAACAUUGCGGAGACUGACAUUUAUGGAAGUUUAAAUAGUUCAUGUUGCUGUUAGUUGAUGGAUUUGAGUUGAAUGGCACAGAAAUAUGCAGCUUUGACAACUCCAAUUCUUCCUGUCUCGAAGCUGAUUGGCUGAGUUAAACGUCGGCUCACCGUCUGCCAAGAAAACCAUUUGAAGACAGAGUGCUGUCUCCUCUCUCACAGUGCAGCUGUGUAUUUACAGGUGCAGCUUCGAUAUGACUAAGAGAAGCCCAUCUCUUCAGCUUGUCAAAAGGAUGCUGAACCAUCACUGCAGAAGGAACCCUGAGCUUCAUGAGGAGCUGCAGAUCCAGGCUGCAGUGGCAGCGGGGGAUGUCUGCACUGUCAGGAGAAUGCUGGAGCAAGGGUACUCCCCUAAGAUCCGCGAUGCCAACGGCUGGACACUGCUCCACUUCUCCGCUGCCAAAGGAAAAGAGAGAUGUGUUCGAGUCUUUCUUGAGCAUGGAGCUGACCCCACAGUGAAGGACUUUAUCGGUGGCUUCACAGCACUUCACUAUGCCGCUAUGCAUGGCAGAGCGCGCAUCGCACGACUCAUGCUGGAAUCUGAGUUUCGCAGUGACAUUAUAAACGCAAAAAGCAACGAUGGCUGGACGCCACUGCACGUGGCUGCCCACUACGGCCGCGACUCGUUUGUACGCCUCCUCCUCGAGUUCAGGGCCGAGGUGGACCCGUUAAGUGACAAAGGGACCACACCACUACAGUUGGCCAUCAUCCGUGAGCGCUCCAGCUGUGUACGGAUCCUACUGGACCACAGUGCCAACAUUGACAUUCAAAACGGCUUCCUGUUGCGAUACGCCGUCAUCAAAGGCAAUCACUCAUACUGUCGCAUGUUCCUGCAGAGGGGAGCGGACACUAAUCUUGGACGUCUUGAAGAUGGUCAGACCCCCUUGCACUUGUCUGCCCUCAGGGACGAUGUGCUGUGUGCCGAGAUGCUCUACACAUACGGGGCUGAUACCAACACCAGGAACUACGAGGGCCAGACACCGGUAGCUGUAUCUGUUAGCAUGUCUGAGAUCAGCCGGCCUUGUCUGGACUUCCUACAGGAAAUCACCAGACAACCUCGGACUCUACAAGACUUGUGUCGAAUAAAAAUCCGUCACUGCAUUGGCCUUCAAAGCUUGAAAUUGUUGGAGGAUCUACCGAUUGCAAAGGUUAUGAAAGAUUAUUUAAAACACAAGUUUGACAAUGUUUGAAGGCAACAACAAUAGAAAAGGAGAGGGUGACUAAAACUCUAUCAUUUAUAAAGACUAUGCAAUCACUAUGCUCUUCACUGGAAGGAAUGUCCACAGGUUGGUUGUGUACAUACUGAAGGAAGGAAAGUUAGUCCAGUUUGGUCAUCCAGAGUUUUCUGCCCGCUUUCCAUUUCAGCCUUUUUACAGUUCAAACAGUGGCUGAAGAAUGGAAAUGGACCCACCUUGUAAGCUAAGGUAAUGGGUUAUUUUGGAAAAAAGAACCUCAUUUGACAGAUAGCAUUGUUAGCAUUAUAAACAUUUAUGUUGUCACUGUAAACGUGCAUGAUGUUAUCCUCGCUGUGUCUGAUUGUCAUCAAGUGCAUACUUGCCAAUGAGUCUUUUUAUACUAUUGUAGGCUAAACUCAAAUUGCAGCAGUGAUGAUGAUUUUCUUUCUGUCUCAAAAUUGGCAAAGUGUUGAGCUACUUGACAAAUGAUAGCUUUAAAGAAACACUCGACAAGGUACACUCCCUGAUUUUGUUUCAUCACCCAAUAGUGACUCUACUUCCCAUAAUAGCCUGGUUCCAAACCUCUGAUUCACUACCAACAUCUCCAAUUGUUCAGCCUUUUUAAGCAAAUAGCAGUCGUGUUGUGCCCCUUUUGAGGGGUGGGGGGGGAUCAACUUUUUCUCCAGUGUGUAAAUGGGGCGUGCUUCAGUGAACCUGACCUGACAAUCCUUACAGUACAUCUUGCUAGUUUAAUGUAAUGCUACUGUGAUGCUGUGUGCAGAUUAAACUAAUUAAUCUGUACACAUUUUAACAAUUGAGUUCUCAAAUUACCGGACGGAUAAAUCAAAUCCAUUAUGGGGCAUGUACCACACAACAACCUUUGUAGUCAGGGGUCACCAACAAUGUAUUCUAGAGCAAAACUGCCAGCAAGUCAGAAACACACACACACACACAAAAUGCUGUACCAAAACCAAAGACAUGCCAGGUAGGCAGAUGUAGACAGCAUCUAGGCCUCUUCCUGACUAACAUUAAACCACCCAAUAAUACAAUUUUUUAAUGAAAAUUGUCUAAUAGAAAAAUAAAUCAACAUUCCACAUCAUCUCAUUCAACAUUGUGACGAUGGCCAGCUUUUACCAAGGACGUUACAAAUUGAGUAGGGUCAAAGACUGUAACAUAACUUGUACAAUUUAACAAUUAGCAAGCAUGCCUAUUAACGCGUUUGGGUCAGCCCCUUGCUGUCAACACGGGUACCCCUACAAAAUUCGGAACCGAUUCAAAUCCGCAUUAAUAUCCGCCAAGGACCAUGUACGACAGACAUCGUUCUGCUCCGAGUCUCUGUGCUCGAGCUACGAUUUUUCAAAGUUCCGGAAUAGGAAUGGUCAGGGAAAAUGUUUUUUUUUAAACUUGUCAAAGCUCUGAUUUUGUAAUAUGUUGUUGCCACCCCCAAAUGGGGUGUUUCCAUCUUUGUUCGGACCCUCUAGCACCUAACAUUGCUGGUAGCAUAAAACCCCCCACAGGGUCACAGUAACAAAUGGGAACACUGCUUACUCGCUUUAAACGUAUGUCAAAUGUCAAACUUUUAGGCUUGGUUCCUUAUAUUCUGAAAUUUGGCAUACUUUUGAAUUGAGUGGUCAGUGUUCCUGUUUGGACAGCCUGCCUUGUCAAAAAUGCGACAGAAUGUCACAGUGACAAACGGUCACAUUUUUAACAUGGACUUUCAAAAAAUAGUCCAUAUAGUCAUGUGUCCAAUAUUGUUUCUGUAAAUUAUGAACGUUAGUUUAAGUAAAUAUGCAGAGACCACUGUUAUUAAAACGGUAAAUAAUGUAUUCACAGAACCAAAAAGCAAACCUUUUGAAAACCGUACUAAAAGGGCACUCCCCCCACCAAUCCAAAACUAAUACAAUAAUAUGUUAAUAUAAAGAAAAUAAAAAACAAAUUGAAGCAAUCCAAAAAACAUGUUUCAACAACAAAAUAAUUGCCAGAAAUGAUUUGCUGAAACGUAUAUAUACUAGGGCUGCAACUAACGAUUAUUUUCAUAGUUGAUUAAUCUGUUAAUUUCUUUUCUCGAUUAAUCGAUUAG
Perca flavescens (yellow perch) is the source of this 3451-nucleotide messenger RNA. RefSeq names its product ankyrin repeat and SOCS box containing 7 (gene asb7). Gene Ontology annotation, molecular function: protein binding. Gene Ontology annotation, biological process: intracellular signal transduction. The coding region runs from base 391 to 1386 and encodes 331 amino acids. Lineage: Eukaryota; Metazoa; Chordata; Actinopteri; Perciformes; Percidae. The transcript is spliced from 5 exons. The record is from RefSeq and is a predicted model, not a curated record.